UGAAGUCCUAGAGUCCAGCCCCAUUUGUGACCUUGGGUGCCUGUGAGAAUGGUAGCAAGGCCCUAAGACCAUGUUCCACACCAUGACGUGUUGGCUUCAGCUCCUAAGCCUUCAUCUGGUGCUCCUGAACGGGGCUCCGGGGGCUGGCUGUCCAGCCCGAUGCGAGUGCGCCCCACAGCUCCGGUCUGUGGUGUGCCACCGCAGACGCCUCACGGCCAUCCCAGAGGGCAUCCCCACAGAGACCCGAAUCUUGGAGCUGAGCCGAAACCGCAUCCGCUGCCUCAACCCUGGCGACCUGGCGCCAUACCCCCUCCUGGAGGAGCUGGACCUGAGUGAGAACGUCAUUGCCCACGUGGAGCCGGGUGCCUUCGGGAACCUGCUGCACCUGCAGACCCUGCGCCUUCGGGGCAACCAGCUGAAGCUCAUACCCCCGGGUGUCUUUACCAAGCUGGGCAACCUCACUUUGCUGGACCUGAGUGAGAACAAGCUGGUCAUCCUGCUGGACCACAUGUUCCAGGAUCUCAGGAACCUGAAGCGGCUGGAGGUGGGGGACAACGAUCUGGUCUUCAUCUCCCAGCGGGCCUUCUCAGGGCUGCUCGCCCUGGAGGAGCUUACACUGGAGCGCUGUAACCUCACCACUCUCUCCGGGGAGUCACUGGCGCACCUGCAGAGUCUCGGAGCUUUGCGCCUGAGAUACCUGGGCAUCCCCGCCCUGGAGGAACACAAUUUCCGCCGCCUGCCGGGUCUGCUCCAUCUGGAGAUCGACAACUGGCCCCUGCUGGAGGAGGUCACAGCCAGCAGCCUUCAAGGCCUCAACCUGAGCUCACUGUCGGUCACCUACACCAACAUCAGCGCGGUGCCAGCCGCGGCCCUGCGUCACUUGGCCUACCUCACCUCCCUCAACCUGUCCUACAAUCCCAUCAGCACGGUGCCGCGGGGCUCCUUCCGUGACCUGGUGCGGCUGCGGGAGCUUCACCUGGCAGGGGCCCUGCUGGCGGUGGUGGAGCCCCAGGCCUUCCUGGGCCUGCGGCAGAUCCGCCUGCUUAACCUCUCCAACAACUUCCUAGCCACGCUGGAGGAGAGCACCUUUCAUUCCGUCAACACCCUGGAAACGCUGCGCGUGGAUGGCAAUCCCCUGGCUUGUGACUGCCGUCUCCUUUGGAUUGUGCAGCGGAGGAAGACGCUCAACUUUGAUGGGCGGCUGCCCUCCUGCGCCACACCUGCCGAGGUGCGAGGGGAUGCGCUCCGGGACCUGCCCGACUCCACCCUCUUUGAGUACUUCGUCUGUCGCCAGCCCAAGAUCCGGGAGAGGCGGCUGCAACACGUCACGGCCACCGAGGGCCAAGCGGUGAGCUUCUUCUGCCGCGCCGAGGGCGAACCGGAGCCCAGCAUCACCUGGGUGACGCCCCAGCACCAAGUGGUGACGGGGGCCAGCGGCGGGAGGACCCGGGUGCUGCUGGGCGGCACGCUGGAGAUCCAGGAGGCCCAAGCCCAGGACAGUGGUACCUACGUCUGUGUCGCCAGCAAUGCUGGGGGCAAUGACACGUACUUUGCCACGCUGAUGGUGCGCCCCGGAGCCAACCGGACCCUGGGGCCUGGUGAGGCGGGGGACCUGGCCGCUCGCAAUGACACCCAGCUACCCCGCUUCCCUUUGGACCUUACCACCAUCUUGGUGUCUACAGCCAUGGGGUGCAUCACCUUUCUGGGCGUUGUCCUCUUCUGUUUCCUCUUGCUCUUUGUAUGGAGCCGGGGCCGGGGUCAACACAAGAGCAAUUUCUCUGUAGAGUACUCCUUCCGCAAGGUGGAUGGCCCCGCUGCUGCUGCUGGUCAAGGGGGUGCCCGCAAAUUCAACAUGAAGAUGAUCUGA
Trichosurus vulpecula (common brushtail) is the source of this 1867-nucleotide messenger RNA. It is a transcript of the gene LINGO3, whose product is annotated as leucine rich repeat and Ig domain containing 3. The transcript is spliced from 3 exons. Gene Ontology annotation, cellular component: plasma membrane. The coding region runs from base 71 to 1867 and encodes 598 amino acids. NCBI's taxonomy places the organism in Eukaryota, Metazoa, Chordata, Mammalia, Diprotodontia, Phalangeridae. Gene Ontology annotation, molecular function: protein binding. The record is from RefSeq and is a predicted model, not a curated record.